Sesamum indicum (sesame) is the source of this 1629-nucleotide messenger RNA. The record is from RefSeq and is a predicted model, not a curated record. NCBI's taxonomy places the organism in Eukaryota, Viridiplantae, Streptophyta, Magnoliopsida, Lamiales, Pedaliaceae.
UUAAUACAAGCAUUCUGUUCUUUUACUCACUUCAUUUCUCUCUUUUUCCUUCUUUGGUCACAGAUACAAGAAGGGGUUUUCUUGGUCGUCUUUCUCUCUCGCAAGAACCACCGAUCCUCUCUUCAGCCACUAUGGCAAUUGACCACCGCCGGCAACCAUCUUCUGACAUUCCGGCCACCGUUUGCUGCCCAACCCGUCAUCUUCCGACGACCCACGCCCCCCCACGUGCGUCUUCAGCCUGCUUUGAAAACCCCCUUUUUUUCUGCCAUUUGCUCACUUUCUCUCUGUCCUUCGCCGUAGCCGACGACCAGCGCCGACGUCGAACUGCCCUCACCCCCGUGAUUCUUUUCUGACUAUCCCUCGGUCUUCGACCAGUCCCCAUUUUUUUUUCCUUUUCUCGAUCUAUACUCUUCUCUCCCCGAUCUACCAAUCUGCCGGUCAGUAUUUUUUCAAGUCCUCUCUCACAGCCAAUGAUUUCCCCCUUAUCAAGUUUCCGGAUUACCAGACCCUCUCAAGAUGGGUUCCAUCUUUUAUGUUUCCUCACCGCGAUGGGGAGCGUAAUUUCAUUGAGAUGGGAAGCACCAGAGCCCUCAUCUGCGAUCCACACCCCAAGAAUACCGUCCCUUACUUCAAAUGCUUAAACACAAAAGGCCGAACAAGGACAAUCCAAACCAUUGAUCGAAGAAGAUCCAAGUUACUGGGCCUCUCAAAGGAAAUACAUUUCAAGAAAUUCAGCAGAACAGUUUGCUGAGCAGUUGAGGAUGUCGAAAUCAUUGGUGGCAGCUUAAAUGGAGCUGUCUCACCUGUUCGAGAUGGACUUGGCAUGUGAAGACAAAGCUUGUACAAUGGAUUCUGUGGGUCAAAUCCUGAGUCGACGAUAUAAAGAUGGAUGGUAUACUGAAUAGAAAAAGAAGGCAUAUGAAACAAUGACACCAAAGAGAACAUGAAAGGAGGAGAUACUUCGUCUAAUGGAUGAAAAGAAACAACUGAAAGAACAAGAGAAGCUGUUUACAGCUGCUUCUAAAGCCGAAGGUGCUGAGAUGAAAAAAUAUAAGACGGAGAUGCAGAAGUGGGAAAUGGCGAAAUAUACUCGAAAAUCCAUUGUAGGUGAAAUUGACAAAAAAGUGGUUGAAUUGGGAUCAAUUGGAGGACAUUUGGUCACAAGGUUUGCAGAAAAAGGGGUUACAUAUUGCACAACGUCAAACCCCAUGGAAAGAACUAUUGUAUGGACUAAGGUAGUUCCUAAAGAAACUUAUGUGGAGAAAGAGGAAGUGGGAGUGCAUUUUCAGUGUUGCUUGAAAAUAGUUCUGUUUCCAAGGAAAUACGUAAGUCACUAGGAUUAGAUGACAAAUUAAUGUAAUUGUGCAGCUCUAGUUUAAGUAAGAAUUAACGUAGGUUAGGUGUUGAACCUCAUGCAUCGAUUGUGCAACUCACAUUCCAUAUUUCCAACUUUUUUGCGUAAAUGAAUUGCAGACGUCAAUAUGUUUAAAUGGAUUAUUCUGCAUAAUUGAUUUCUGUUGCUGUUGAAAUUCAUUCUAGAGAAUUAGUGCACAAAAAAUGUGCAGCAGAAUCAAGUGAAAUGCUGCAGCUUGCCUGUUUCGUUCGCUCCAUACAAUUUCUGCUACAGCA